AUGAAUAUCAAUAAUUUUGCUGAUCCUGUUUCUGAUACAAAAGUUGGAGGCAAUUAUAGUAUAUAUGAUAGUUUGGAUUCUUGUAAUAAUUAUUUAUGUCAAUUACGAGGAUAUUUUAUUCAUGUUUUUAUAUGUUCAUUUUAUUAUUCAUAUGUACUUCAAGCUAUAUUUCGAUUAUUUCGUAUAUUAAUAUCUUUUCUUUAUAUUUUAAUUCAUCUUCUUAAAAAUAAUUUUGAAUAUUCUUUACUUGCACAUAGUUGUUGGAUUUCUUUUAAAAAUAUUUAUGAACUUUUACAUGCUUUAUUAAUUAUGUAUAUUUGUCCUAUAUUAAUUGUAUGUUUAAUAUAUAUUUAUAUCAUUCGAUAUACUCAUCAAACACUUCAUAUUCAACAACAACGACAAAUUCGUAAUAAACGAGAUUUAAUUAUUCUUAAACGUAUGAUUAUUCUUAUACUUAUUGCAAUGGGUAUUGGUAUUGUUACAUUAUUUACAUGGAUUAAUUAUAUUAUAACGAAUUAUUUAAUUCCAAUAGCUUAUCAUUUACAAGGUUUAAGUAUAUCAAGUGGAUUUCUUAUGGGAUCUAUUGGUUUUGCAUUUAUUACACCACAAAUAUAUGAUAUAUUAAGAAUAAAACAACGACAAAUAAAUCCUAUAAUUAUGAUUGAAGUUAUACAUUGA
Rotaria sordida is the source of this 678-nucleotide messenger RNA. Lineage: Eukaryota; Metazoa; Rotifera; Eurotatoria; Philodinida; Philodinidae. The record is from the annotation of a GenBank genome assembly.